UCUACUGCUGAUUGGAAGAAUGUACGCCUCUACCAUAAGUGGAAUGUUUAUUCGCAAUGAAAGCAAUCACUCUUCUAUCAAUAACCAUACCCACUCCCAUACAGUUAAAGAACAUUUCCUCCAUAAGCUUGCACACCUGGAUGAAGAUCUGUUCAAGGACUUCUACAUUCUGUGGACUGUCUUAAUGGUCAUCAAUGUUUUGAUUUUUCUAACAGGAGUGCUUCUUAAUAGUCUGGCACUUUACGUAUUCUGUUUCCGUACUAAAGUGAAAACAAGCUCAGUGAUCUACACUAUCAACCUAAUCAUUACAGAUCUGCUUAUGGGGUUAUCCUUGCCAACGCGUAUCAUAAUGUACUACAGUAAAGGUUACUGCCUUACUUGCUCUUUCAUGCAUAUUUUCAGUUAUUUUAUAAACAUGUAUUGUAGCAUACUAUUCCUGACAUGUAUCUGUGUUGACCGCUUUCUGGCCAUUGUGCAAACUGAAAGUUCUCGCAGAUGGAGAAACCGUAAUUUUGCCAGAGGAUUAUGUGUUUUUAUCUGGAUUUUUGCCAUAGUAGUUACAUAUUCCAUCUUGACUACGGCCAUUAGAUAUUCAACUUGCUGUCUGUCCAAAUUCCUGGCACUUGCAAUAUUUGAGUUUUUUCUCCCUUUAAUAAUUAUUACAAUCUUUACUGUACGGAUUAUGUAUGCUUUGGCAAGCCCCAGUCUCAUGCAACAGAGUCGCGAGAAACGCCAGAAAGCUGUCCAGCUCCUUGCCAUAGUUUUGGUCAUCUUCCUCAUUUGCUUCACACCUUUCCAUAUCCGUCAGGUGGCUGUCUUUAUCCACCCAACCAUGCCACAUGAUGUCAGUCUAAUCAUCUACCAUGUGACCGUCACCCUUAGUAGUCUCAACAGUUGCCUUGACCCAAUUGUCUACUGCUUUGUCACUAACAACUUCAAGUCCACCUUAAGAGGAAUCUUCAAGAAGACUGAUCACAAGUAUGUAGACAGCGGUAGCAUGAGCAUGCAGAAGAGCACCAGGAUUUCGGAAGUGUUCACGACUAAUUCGGUGAUGUCAACAAAGAUAACAAAAGCACCCGUUUCUGACAGCAGUGCACUACUGUAGAGGGUGGCACUUGCAGGAUUCAAAUUUCUGAAUGGUGAAGUCAUCUGUUUUGUGGACAAAUUCAUAUUCAUAGCCACACCACUUUUUUUUUCUUGCAUUGCAAAGUUUCACAAGUUGAGAGCAAUUUUAUUUCAGUUAGGAAUAGGAAUAUGUACAAGUCAAAGAACUUAAACUCCCUGGAAGGAUAACAGAUGAAUGAGCUCAGAGAAACUUCAGUUCUUGAAAUGUUUUACAGAUAUGUGUACACACACACACACACACACACACACACACAUAUAUAUAUAUAUAUAUAUAUAUAUAUAUAUAUAUAUAAAGAGAGAGAGAGAUACGUUGGCUUUACAGUGAGAAAACAGUUGAGUAAGCUGAGUGAACCAUUUACAAAGCAUUUCUAGGGGGGGGGUUCUGUUGUAAAACCAUCAACAUAUUAUAUAUACUUAUGGAGGGUGGGUGGAGUCACUCACAUAGAAGUACAGGAAGAUUGACCAAUGUCCCCCCCAAAAAAAUAGAAUGCCAAACAUGCUUUCUACUGCAAUAUUGGUUUGGUAUACUUCCAAUGAGUCUGUGUUCCACAGCUUGUAGUAGAUCUUACAUGAGGAUGUAAUUGGGAACAUCAGUGUUAAAAUAUAUUUCUUUAAUUGUGUUUUGAUUUCAUUAAAUGCAUUGAUUAUAUUGCUUACUCUGGGAAUUUUAUAAAUAAUUUCAUUUUUACAAAAUGUUAAUAGACAACCACCUGGAUGGAGAAGUAAUACUAACAAGUGGAUGAAGAGGCAAUGUUAGCAAUGCUCCUGCCAGUCAAUCCCUGCUUGAAGUCACCUGUAAUGUGAGAUGUGCAGAAAUGCAGCGGUUUGUUUGAUUCUCCUUGACUUCAUUAUAAUUCCUGAAUCAAAGCAUUUCAGAUAAUUGUGCUGCACCUGCAACAUCCAGGGACUGGCAGCACAGCAUUCUUCAGUUAUCUUGGCCUGGAUGUUAAGCAUGAAACGUCAGCAUCACCAGCUGCUUUUCUGGAAGACAUAGCUGUGAGGCCAAAUCAUCACUGCUGUAGAUAGAAUAAUAAUGGCUACACUAUUGGACCUACAAGACGCAUACACAUUUUUAGGCUAUUUUCCACCUUUAUGUAUCAUACACGAAAAAACAGUAAUAUUUAUAGAUGUGCUAGCAGCUUUGUGAUGCAUUCAAGGUAAAAAUGCCCUGCAAAAUGCUUGGCCUCACAGCUGUGAUUUCUACCACUUUGUAUUAUGAUAGUGCUGUAACCUCCCUCAAAACUAUCAUUUUAUUACUCUUCCUUGCUAGAGCUUCCUUACCUGUCUCAUAUCUCUCUCCAACUCUUUCUUCUUUCUUCUCUUUCCAUCAUAAUGUAACUUCCUCCUUCCACUUGACUAUGAGCCUGUCUUACUCUAAAUAUCUUCUGUUGUUUAAUUACUUCUUCAUCCUUCUUAAUUUCUUAAAUCACAUGCACUCCAGCCAUGAUGCAUCACUGUCUUGUUCAGUAACACAACACAUUAAUAAACAUUUACUUAAUAACACAAAGUAUAAAAUAUAUUAAUCUGUUUUGCUGUAUUGGUCUACAGGUCUUUUAGUAUACCACAAGUAAUUGAUUCUCUGCUUAAUAAACAUUCACAUUUAAUUGGAACAACAAUGGGCUUCUAUUAAAUGCUCAACGUCUCUGUUUUUUUUUCUCCAUAUUUACUGUCCUUGCUAUGACUAAACAAUACAACAUUUAAAAUAUUUUAAAUUGACUUCACCACUAAAACAGUACCUUACUCUACUGUGGUGGUUUCACUUUCAAAAAACUUUUGUCCCACCCUGCUGCAGUCUCCAGUUCACUGAUAUCAUCAAGGCCACUGAAUACAGGUAAGUUUUCUGGCCAUUUCUCUCCCCAAACUGACAUCACCACUACCAUCCUAAAAGCCCACCCAUGUUGUGAUGUCACAGCUCCCUGGUUCUUCCCCUACCCAUACAGAAAGUAAAGGCUAGAACAAGUAAACAGUACAUGAGCCAAGUCUCCUGCAGUGAGCUUUCAAUCACAGUAGGUAACAGCUCAAAUUACCCUUUAGCACUUUGACAUCUAGGGAAGUUAGGUGUGAAGGGGAUGGGAGAUGAAUCAAAGUAAUACAAUUCAGGCUUCACAAAAGACUGC
This is a messenger RNA of Protopterus annectens (West African lungfish), 3242 nucleotides long. RefSeq names its product G protein-coupled receptor 20 (gene GPR20). Bases 20 to 1105 code for a protein of 361 amino acids. NCBI's taxonomy places the organism in Eukaryota, Metazoa, Chordata, Ceratodontiformes, Protopteridae. The record is from RefSeq and is a predicted model, not a curated record. Gene Ontology annotation, biological process: phospholipase C-activating G protein-coupled receptor signaling pathway; thrombin-activated receptor signaling pathway; blood coagulation. Gene Ontology annotation, cellular component: membrane. Gene Ontology annotation, molecular function: thrombin-activated receptor activity. The transcript has a single exon.